This is a messenger RNA of Entrophospora sp. SA101, 569 nucleotides long. The record is from the annotation of a GenBank genome assembly. Lineage: Eukaryota; Fungi; Glomeromycota; Glomeromycetes; Entrophosporales; Entrophosporaceae.
AAAAUAUUGAUGAACAAAAAAAAGUAGAUAAAGAUUUUUUUGAAUUUAUUGCAAGUUUAGAAGAGAUAGAAGCUUCUUUAACGACCAAUGGCAAACGCAUUAAUAAAAAAGAAUCAAUCAUGAAAACUUCUGACGCUUUCAAUAAUGGUUUGUUGAAUACACUGAUAAGUAAGCAACAGAUAAUUAUUGAAGGCAUUAAUGAUAUUAAAGCAAAACUUGUUGACAAUGAUAAAAAACUGGAUCAGUCUUUAAGCAUUUCCAAUAAUAAUGUGGAAAAAGUGACAAUUAAUAAAAGAAAACUAGAGAUGGGUGAAGUUAAUUCUAUUGUGCAAGAUGUCUUUGACAUAUUAAUGAUACUUUACAUAGCUUUUAUUAUAACAGCAACUACCACCACUACUACAACAGGAAAGAAAAUACGCAGAACUCCUACAACUGGUCAUAGAUUAAAUGGUAAAUCAUUAUCAUCCAAGAAAAAAAAGAUUCCUUUAUCAUCUUUGUCAACAUUGCCUCCACCAUUACCACCAUUACCAUCACCUGCAACUUCUUUAACAUUUCAAAAAGUGGAUUAG